AUGGCAGAGGUGCUUCGUUCACUGGCAUUCCCGCAAAUGCUAGAUCGGAGGGACAAUAUUGAGCCGUGUCAUACGAACACCUGCCAUUGGAUUCUGGAGCUGGAAAAGUACAAGUCCUGGAGGAGCCAGUCCUGCGGUCUGCUGUGGAUUAAGGGCAAACCGGGAGCGGGGAAAUCAACAUUGAUGGCUUUCCUCCACGAUAGACUGAAGACGUUGCGAGACGAAAGUCAGGGCAUUCGGCUCGACUUUUUUUUUACCGCUCGGGGCACAGAGAUGCAACGCACACCACUAGGGAUGUUCAGAUCAUUGCUGAACCAGAUUUUUGAACGCGAUACGACCGUGCGCUCUCAGGUGCGCAGGACCUAUGAACAACGGUGUAGGCAGUUCGGAUUUGGUGAACUUAAAUGGGAAUGGCCGCGAUCGGUGCUAGAAGAGCUACUAACAGGUGCCAUCCUGGAAUCGGCUAUUCGGCAGCCUGUGAAUAUUUUUGUGGAUGCUCUAGAUGAGGCUGGGGCUGAGUCUGCUCAGCAGCUAGCAACAUACUUUCAUCGGCUGAUUGAUCGCGCGGCAACAAAGAAUUCAGCCGUUCAAAUUUGCAUCUCAUGUCGACACUAUCCUAUCAUAGGAAAUGCUCAGGCUAUAGAGAUAUGUGUCGAAGAUCACAAUCAUAAAGACAUUGCCGCAUACAUCAAUGACACCCUUGCUGACACGGAGCUCGAUGAUGAUCCUAGUCAGGGGAAGAGAGAGUUACUAAGGCAAUUAUUCCAGCAAGCCAAUAUGGUGUUCCAAUGGGCUCAUCUCAUGAUGCCUCUAGUCAAAAGGAAGAUGCUAGAAGGAGAGUCGUUCGAUGACAUUCGUCGCUGGCUACGCGAAAUCCCAACCGGAUUAGAAGACGUCUAUACCUACAUUUUGAGCAAAGUGAUAGAGGUCGCCAACCGGGAGCAAUCAUUUCUACUGUUUCAAUGGAUAUGCCUCGCCGAACGACCCCUUACUGUGACAGAAAUGCGGUAUGCCUUGACGGCUAGUAAUGCUAGAGUUAUCACUGGCGCCCCAAGAAGAUUGGAGAAUUUCGACGGUUUUGUUGAAAGCAACGAACGCAUGAAGCGAAGAAUCAAGACCCUCUCGGGUGGACUGACUGAGGUAGUCCUGAAUGGACAAUCAGAUGAGACCGUACAGGUGGUACACCAGUCGGUCAACGAUUUCUUGCGCGCCAAAGGACUACGGCUUUUACACCCUCAUCUUCCCGGUACCACGUCAUUGACGGACGGCGACAAGAUUCUUUUUCAAUGCCAGGCAACUCUAUACCGAUCAUGCAUGGUUUAUUUAGCAACAGCAGACUUGCCACAAAUGGUUCAAACCGGUCGUUCAAAGAGGAAAAAGAAAAUAAUCCGGAACCUCCCAUUCCUUGAAUACGCCACUGUCAACCUCUUCAUACAUGCAGAAAAAGCCGCUGGCUCUCGAGCGGAUGCAGUGCAGAACGAAUUAGUUAUGCUACAGCGAGUGAUACGUGGAUGGAUUCAGAGUUACCACGUCGUGGCUCGAUAUGACAUAGCAUGUCCAGCUUUUAACGGCACGACUCUCUUACAUAUCGCUGCAGCUACCAAUCUCGUUGAUCUCAUAGACUCCAUGUUAUCCAACGGUGAAUCCAACGGUGAAGAUUUAUCGAGAGAAGACGAGAAUGGAAGGACGGCAUUUCAUUUAGCAGCACGGUGGGGUCAUAUACCAGCGGGCAAAAUACUCCUGGAGAAAGGAGCAGACUGCGAGGCCAGAUACGGAAAUGGCAUAACCCCGUUAGUCGAGGCGGCAAGCCGUGGUAAUGUGCGAUUCCUUGAGUGGCUUCUGCAUGAGGGAGCGAGCCUCGAAAGCACAAUGAAUAAAGCGGCAGGCGCCCUGCAAGUAGCUGCGGUGAGAGGUCAGCAGAGCGUGGUCAAAUUGUUGAUUGGAGCUGGAGCAAAGGUCAAUGCAAAAGGUGGUGAAUUCGGGAAUGCCCUCCAGGCCGCUGCAUAUGAAGGAUCCACUGAAAUAGUUCAGAUGUUACUUGACGCCCAGGCGGACGUCAAUGCUCAGGGUGGUAUAUAUCACAAUGCCCUCCAGGCCGCUACAUGUGAAGGAUCCACUGAAAUAGUUCUGAUGUUACUUGACGCUCAGGCCGACGUCAAUGCUCAGGGCGGUCCAUAUGGCAAUGCACUCCAGGCCGCUGCAUAUAGAGGAUCCACUGAGAUAGUGCGAGCUCUACUUGAUGCUCAAGCGGACGUCAAUGCUCGAGGUGGUGAGUAUGGCAAUGCACUCCAGGCCGCUGCAUAUAGAGGAUCCACUGAGAUAGUGCGAGCUCUACUUGAUGCUCAAGCGGACGUCAAUGCUCGAGGUGGUGAGUAUGGCAGUGCUCUCCAGGCCGCUGCCGCUUCGUCCCAAAAAGAGCCAUAUAUAGUUCAGAUGCUACUUGACGCUGAGGCCAACGUUAAUGCCCAGGGUGGCAAAUAUGGCAAUGCUCUCCAAGCUGCUGUAUAUCAUAGAUCCACUGAGAUAGUGCGAAUGCUACUUGACGCUCGGGUUGACGUCAAUGCCCGCGGUGGACUGUAUGGAUCAGGGAUUUCGGCGGCAAUUUACACACACCAUCUUGAUAUGGUCCAGAAUCUACUCAACGCUGGCGCAGAUGUAUCGCUUGCAGAUGAACUCGGUCAGACCCCUUUACAUGUUGCGUCGUUCAUGAAUCAGCUCAACAUACUCAAUCGAUUUCCACUGCUUGCCUCGACUGUCAACGUCCGGGAUAAGCUAUCACGAACCCCUCUCCAUUUAGCUGUCCACCUCGGGCACAAUGAAUUAGCUUUGAGGCUUCUCGAUCUUGGUGCCGAUCCUAACAUCCUGGAUGGCUAUGGCAGAAACAUUUUGGACUGGGCACAAGGAAACCACAGACUGACGCAACAAAUCCGCUACCAUUUCCCUCAGACAAUCCUCACCCCUGCUGAAACACAAAACAUGAGUCUCCGUCGAUCAGUCUCUCAAACAGCAGGUCUUCUUCUCCAUUCUAGACUAUACUCUCCAGGGCCUCUUUUGCGGCAACUAGGUCGCUUUCUCUUGUUUCUCGGCGAAUCGAGCAAUGCGCGCUAUCUUUUCCAGCUACAUGUGCUCCGGAUAUCACGUUCUCCGACUGACAUAUGGGAGAUUCAAUGUGAUAUUUGUAGAAACGCCAUCUAUGGCUCUCACUUUGUGUGCAAAACCUGUGCUCAUGUUGACCUUUGCCGGGCCUGUGAGCCUGUAUUGCUUCCAAAUCAACGGCAUCAAACAUUCGAAGUGCCUGAUGUGUCUGAAGAUGAGCUGGAGCCCACUGGAAUUUUAUCAGAACACUUCCGUUCCCUUUUGAGGGAUCUCGUAAGCGAAUACUCUGCACCAAACAGCCAUACAAUGGAGAAGGAAUCAUCGCAUGACUCGGGUUCUUGUCCGCCGCUAAAAAGGACAAGGCUUGUCUGA
Molecule: messenger RNA, 3468 nt
Organism: Penicillium pulvis
Lineage: Eukaryota; Fungi; Ascomycota; Eurotiomycetes; Eurotiales; Aspergillaceae
Exons: 2
Coding region: 1-3468 (1155 amino acids)
Molecular function (GO): protein binding
Source: RefSeq, a predicted model, not a curated record